Messenger RNA from Cephus cinctus (wheat stem sawfly), 1405 nucleotides. RefSeq names its product mRNA export factor (gene Rae1). The transcript has 6 exons. Gene Ontology annotation, molecular function: ubiquitin binding; RNA binding. The coding region runs from base 1 to 1071 and encodes 356 amino acids. Gene Ontology annotation, cellular component: nuclear pore. The record is from RefSeq and is a predicted model, not a curated record. Gene Ontology annotation, biological process: RNA export from nucleus; transcription-dependent tethering of RNA polymerase II gene DNA at nuclear periphery. NCBI's taxonomy places the organism in Eukaryota, Metazoa, Arthropoda, Insecta, Hymenoptera, Cephidae.
AUGUUUAAUCAAAGCGGAACUUUGGGAACAGGAGCUUCAACUACUUCAAAUCCUAUGAAGGAUUUUGAAGUGGUUUCACCUCCUGAUGAUUCUGUAUCCAGUUUGGCUUUUAGCCCUGCAUCUAUUCCGCAAAAUUUUUUGGUCGCUGGCUCUUGGGACUGUAACGUUCGUUGUUGGGAAGUAGAACAAUCUGGGAAAACAGUCCCUAAAUCUAUGCAAAACAUGGGAGGACCUAUUUUAGAUGUUUGUUGGAGCGAUGAUGGUACAAAAGUUUUUAUGGCUUCCUGUGACAAAAUGGUUAAAUGCUGGGAUUUAGCUUCUAAUCAAAGCGUUCAAGUAGCAGCACAUGAUGCUCCUGUAAAAACUUGUCACUGGGUAAAAGGUUCGAAUUAUUCCUGCCUUAUGACAGGAUCGUGGGACAAAACUCUAAAGUUCUGGGAUACACGUAGUCCAAAUCCCAUGAUGACUAUCAAUCUUCCUGAGAGGUGUUAUUGUGCUGAUGUGGACUAUCCCAUGGCAGUAGUUGGGACAGCAGGACGUGGUUUAAUUGUAUACCAACUAGAAGGAACUCCACAGGAGUACAAACGAAUUGAAUCACCAUUAAAAUUCCAACAUCGUUGUGUCGCUAUUUUUAGAGAUAAGAAAAAAUCUCCAACAGGAUAUGCUCUUGGAAGUGUUGAAGGAAGAGUUGCUAUUCAAUAUGUUAAUCCAGCGAAUCCUAAGGAUAAUUUCACCUUCAAAUGUCAUCGAUCGAAUGGAGCGCCUAACGGCUAUCAAGAUAUUUAUGCGGUAAAUGACAUAGCGUUCCAUCCUGUUCAUGGUACCUUGGCAACUGUUGGAAGUGAUGGCACAUUCAGUUUCUGGGAUAAAGACGCUCGUACAAAAUUGAAACCAUCAGAACCAAUGGAACAAUCAAUAACACGUUGCUGCUUUAAUCACAAUGGCCAGAUUUUUGCCUAUUCCGUUUCCUAUGAUUGGUCAAAGGGCCAUGAGUUUUACAAUCCUAUGAAGAAGAAUUACAUCUUCUUAAGAUCCUGUUAUGAUGAAUUAAAACCAAGAAGUCCUUCGUAAGGAUUGACAACAAAAUUUAUCAUUUUCGCAUUGAAGCAAAGGUUCAGCGUAAUUAAUACUAUAAGCCACUCUUUUUCAUUCCUAUGCAAUGUAUUGGUCAUUUUUAUACUAUCGUCUAUGGUAUCAGCUUAGUUUUCAGUGACAGAAUUAAUUUAUAAAUCCAUACCGCAUCACGUGACUCUGCAAAGAAACUGUGCAUAGGUACAUUAUUUGUAUGUGUGUACAAUCGAUGCACCUUCCAUCGAUGAACCUUUUGUACUAUGUACAAGUGAAAUAUUCAUGUAAUUUUUAUUAUAAGAGCAACGUGUAAAUAAUAAAGUAUUGUCAUUUCAUA